GUCUACUUGCUUAAUUAGUUUUAAAUUUUAAUUUUAAUUGUUAAUCAAUAAGAUUUUCUCUUCUUGUCAUUUGGUUAAAGAUGUUGAAGAUGGUCAAUAACCUCUUAAUUUUUCUGGAAAUCAUUCAGUAUCCAUAAGAGUUCUCUGUUUCCUGGUGCUUGUAAAUGUAUUGCAUUUUCCAGUUCAUCAGAAAAUUUGAUUGCUUUUAGCGAAUGCUAUGGCCGAUACUAGUUGAUUUGUGAUUAAACUGAGAUCGAUUUGAUGGUUUGAACAGACUAAAAUAGCGUGAAGCAGUUUGAGUGCCAUGGAAUCGAAGGGUUUGUUAAAGAAUGAAGAGUUGUAUCGGUAUGUCCUGGAGACUAGUGUGUACCCACGAGAACCACAGCAUCUCACGGAUCUAAGGAAUGUCACCGCGAACCACCCAAGGGCUGCAAUGGCUACUUCUCCAGAUGCUGGUCAGUUGAUAGCCAUGCUCUUGCAACUCGUAAAUGCAAAAAAGACUAUAGAAGUGGGAGUCUUCACUGGAUACUCCCUUCUCCUCACUGCUCUUUCUAUCCCCGAGGACGGAAAGGUUACAGCAAUAGAUGUCAAUCGUGAGACGUAUGAGAUAGGACUGCCAAUUAUAAGAAGAGCUGGGGUUGAACACAAAAUUGACUUCAUAGAAUCCGAGGCCCUACCAAUUCUUGAUAAGUUACUGAAAGAUUAUGGAAAUGAAGGCAGUUUUGACUUUGCUUUUGUUGAUGCUGAUAAAGUCAAUUACUGGAACUACCAUGAGAGGCUACUUAAAUUGCUAAAGGUGGGUGGGAUCAUAGUCUAUGAUAACACUCUCUGGGGAGGGACAGUUGCUAUGCCUGAAGAUUCAGCUCCAGAGGCUAUGAAAAUGGGCAGACAGCUUACAAUUGACCUUAACAAAUUGCUUGCAGCUGAUUCUCGUGUCCAAAUUUCACAUGCUUCCCUGGGUGAUGGAAUCACCAUCUGCAGGAGACUUUACUGAUCUUUUUUGCUCGAACUCUAAAUGUAUAUUAGUCGUUCUUUAUUAUAGAGCUUUAAGUACCAGAGUUAUUUACAAAAUUCAAAUACACUGAUAUUCUAAUAUGCAGAAACUCCUGUUUGGCUGUAAACAUUGAUGUCGAGAAUCCCAUCAUUUGUGUUGAAAAAAUUUAAAUAAAUUAGCUAGCUUCUGCAA
Molecule: messenger RNA, 1186 nt
Organism: Manihot esculenta (cassava)
Lineage: Eukaryota; Viridiplantae; Streptophyta; Magnoliopsida; Malpighiales; Euphorbiaceae
Product: probable caffeoyl-CoA O-methyltransferase At4g26220
Exons: 5
Coding region: 305-994 (229 amino acids)
Molecular function (GO): S-adenosylmethionine-dependent methyltransferase activity; O-methyltransferase activity
Source: RefSeq, a predicted model, not a curated record